Gossypium raimondii (Peruvian cotton) is the source of this 2681-nucleotide messenger RNA. Its product is annotated as protein REDUCED WALL ACETYLATION 3. Bases 341 to 2083 code for a protein of 580 amino acids. The record is from RefSeq and is a predicted model, not a curated record. Gene Ontology annotation, molecular function: acetyltransferase activity. Gene Ontology annotation, cellular component: Golgi apparatus. The transcript has 16 exons. Gene Ontology annotation, biological process: xyloglucan metabolic process; xylan biosynthetic process; plant-type secondary cell wall biogenesis. NCBI's taxonomy places the organism in Eukaryota, Viridiplantae, Streptophyta, Magnoliopsida, Malvales, Malvaceae.
ACAUCACAUUAACGCGCACAAAGCUGAAAGCAAAAUAGCAACAAGAGACCCAACCAAACAACAGCAACCAUGGCAACAACAACCGUUUGAGAGAGUGAAAACGACGUCAUAUCUCAAGUUUUUUUUUUUUUCCUUUCUUUUCUCUAUUCUUGAAGCAAGCUGGUUAGAGAUCUCCUUCGUCUCCAAAUAUUCAAUUCGCCCUUGAUUUUAUUAUUUUAUUAAAACAUAAAUUUGUUUUAGGCGUUGUAUUUAUGAGCAUGUCCUAGCACAAUCUCUCUAUUCUACUCAUUGGUUUUCUCUUUCUUUGUUGGAGGAGGUUAUUGUUUGAUCCAGAAAAGAAAUGGUGGUUUCUGGGCCAAUUACGCCUGGACAGGUGUCUUUUCUCUUAGGAGUUAUCCCAGUUUUCAUUGCAUGGAUAUAUUCAGAGUUCCUAGAAUACAAGAAAUCGGCAUCUCUUUCUAAAGCCCAUUCAGAUAGUAAUCUGGUUGUUUUAGGAAAGGAGACAAUUAAAGAAGAUGACAGGGCUGUUUUGCUUGAAGGGGGUCUAACAAGAUCAGCAUCUACUAAGCUCCAUGCUUCAUCCAUCAAAACAAACUUGAUUAGGUUUUUGACCAUGGAAGACUCUUUCCUUCUGGAACACCGAACCACUUUGAGAGCAAUGGCCGAGUUUGGGGCUAUUCUGGUGUACUUCUACAUAUGUGAUCGGACAGAUUUACUAGGAGAAUCUACCAAGAAAUACAACCGCGACCUUUUCCUCUUCCUCUAUGCUCUUCUCAUCAUAGUUUCUGCAAUGACUUCUUUGACGAAGCAUAAUGACAAAUCAGCAUUCUCUGGAAAGACCAUGCAGUACCUUAGUAGGCAUCAGACUGAAGAAUGGAAAGGAUGGAUGCAGGUGCUAUUUCUAAUGUACCAUUAUUUUGCUGCGGCGGAGAUAUAUAAUGCAAUACGUGUCUUCAUUGCUGCAUAUGUUUGGAUGACGGGAUUUGGCAACUUCUCAUACUAUUAUAUCAGAAAGGACUUUAGCCUAGCACGUUUUGCUCAGGUGAUACUCUAUACCAUUCCUGCAUUCCAGUUAUUAAGGGUUAUAAUAUAUAUAUCCACUUUAUGCAUAUCAGUAAACCUCUUAUCCUUCUAUAACUUCUAUUUAAUGCAGAUGAUGUGGCGACUAAACUUCUUUGUGGCAUUUUGCUGUAUUGUUCUCAACAAUGACUACAUGCUUUACUACAUCUGCCCAAUGCACACGCUUUUCACCGUAAUGGUGUAUGGAGCUCUUGGGAUUUUCAACAAGUAUAAUGAGAUACCAUCGGUGAUGGCUGUGAAAAUUCUUGCAUGCUUUCUUGUAGUUAUCUUUAUUUGGGAAAUUCCUGGAGUUUUUGAAAUAUUCUGGAGUCCACUAGCUAUCCUAUUAGGGUACACUGAUCCUGCAAAACCUGAUCUCCACCGAUUGCAUGAGUGGCAUUUUAGAUCUGGUCUGGAUCGCUAUGUAUGGAUAAUUGGAAUGAUGUAUGCCUACUAUCAUCCAAAUGUUGAGAAAUGGAUGGAAAAAUUGGAGGAAUGUGAAACCAAGAGAAAAUUUUCAAUCAAAGCAAGUGUUGUUGCAAUUGCUUUAUUUGUUGGCUAUAUGUGGUAUGAAUGUAUUUACAAGCUGGACAAGGUUACUUACAACAAAUAUCACCCAUACACAUCUUGGAUUCCUAUAACUGUCUACAUUUGCUUGCGGAAUUGUACUCAGCAGCUUCGAAGUUACAGUUUGACUCUCUUUGCGUGGCUUGGCAAGAUAACUCUGGAGACUUACAUUUCACAAUUUCAUAUCUGGUUGAGAUCAGACAUGCCUAAUGGACAGCCCAAGUGGCUUCUUUCUUUUAUCCCGGAAUAUCCCCUACUCAACUUCAUGCUCACAACAGCUAUUUAUGUCUUGAUAUCUCAUCGUCUGUUCGACUUGACCAAUAAACUUAAGUCAGUUUUCAUUCCCACAAAAGACAACCGACGGCUGCUAUAUAAUUUCAUUGCUGGAGUAGUCGUUUCAGUGUGUUUGUACUGCACUUCACUCAUUCUUCUUCAGAUUCCCCAUUCAACUGACUGAGAAAGCAUGAAGUUGGAUAGCGAGCGCUUUUACAUCGGACAUACAAAAAACAUACAUAAAUAGUUGGAGCAGAAUAAGUGAACUUGGAAGACGUAUACAUGAUCUAAGCUUUCGGAUUUGAAUGUUUCCAACGAUUUUGAGUAAAAUUGCCCUCUAUUUUUCAUCCUCGAUCUGGAACUAUGAGUCUUGGUAUUGCCUUGGGAGCAUGAUGGGGGGCAAGCAGGCAACCAACAGGAAGUAAAUCUUUUUCCUUUUUUUUUUUUUUCUUUACAUUUUGUUGAAUAUUGAUGAACUGCAAUAUAUCGUCUCCUUUUGUAUUUUUUUCCCCUUUUUUGGUCAUUUAUUGAAGGAAAAAAUGUAGAUUGAUGUGACAUAGAAUGUGGUGUUUCGGUACCAAACAAAUUGGAGAUCCAAUAGUAAUGCAAAAUUUUAUUGGGAACUUCUCUCAUAAUCAUUUGUCAUUUGGGGAUGUAUUUUACGACAUCAAAACUGGGUAUAAUUAUGUAAUAUUUUGAGUGAGAGAGUGGAAUGUAACCUUAUUAAUAAGAAAAUGUUUUUAGAUAUAAAUUGAGCUAAAAUCAAAUUAUCUUUUGUUGCA